Molecule: messenger RNA, 1791 nt
Organism: Oncorhynchus masou masou (cherry salmon)
Lineage: Eukaryota; Metazoa; Chordata; Actinopteri; Salmoniformes; Salmonidae
Product: intraflagellar transport protein 80 homolog
Exons: 7
Coding region: 1-1071 (356 amino acids)
Biological process (GO): cilium assembly
Cellular component (GO): cilium; intraciliary transport particle B; centrosome
Molecular function (GO): protein binding
Source: RefSeq, a predicted model, not a curated record
AUGUUGCAGCAACCACUGAUCUAUUUCCACAUUACCAUUGUCCUCCUUAACACCUGGACACACAAAGAGCUUGUGGGCUGGACCACUGCAGACGAGUUGUACUCCUGCAGUGAGGACCACCAGAUCCAAAGAUCGAACCUGCUAACCAGUGAGAUCAGCCUGGUGGUGAAGGUGCAGGAGGACCUCUUCCCCAUUAACCUGCACUGGUUCCCCAAGACGGUGGGAGGCAAGAAUCAGGCCCAGGCCGAGAUCUUUGUGCUCACCAGUACUGACGCUGGGGAGGACGGGCAUGUCAAGAUCUGGUCUAAGAGUGGCAUGCUGAGGUCCACCUUGGCCAGUCAGAGGACCUGCUGCUGCUGUGGCUUGGGCCGGGCCUGGGACAGUUGUAAUGAGGUCAAACCCAUGAACACAGCCACUCCUCUGUUUAAUGUGUCCGUCUGUGCUGUUGUGAUUGUGAACCAUGGCAUUGACUGGACAGGUGUGAGAGGGAGUGAGCUGCACAGCCGCUGUUGCACGUACAGAUUUGUAGAGCGCAUGGAGGAACUGGUGGUGUCUCCAAACAGGUGUAGACACCUCAUCCACACUGCAGAUGCAUUCUGUGCAGGGUCUCCUGUAUACUCGGUGGACUGGAGCCCGGACUCUGAUAGGAUCCUGUACACGUCAGGCAGACUGCUGAUAAUUAGGCCCCUGCAACCCAGCGCCAAGGUCCAACAGUGGAAGUCCCAUGAUGGGACCAUUCUGAAGGCGGACUGGAACUCUGUGAAUGACCUGAUACUGUCAAGUGGAGAGGACUGUAAAUACAAGGUGUGGGACAGCUAUGGUCGUCUGCUCUACACGUCCUCGUCACAUGACUACCCUGUGACCUCCAUGUCCUGGUCUCCGGAUGGGGAGGUGUUCACAGUGGACUCCUUCAACAGCCUGCAUCUCUGUGACAAGCCCGGGGUAAGGGCUCCCCUCACACCCCACCCCCGUCCUUUGCCAAUCCCCCACACACCUCUGUAUACAGUCACUGUGUGUGUGUUUCAGUGUGACAAACCUGGUUCUGUAAGAGGUCCUCUGUCACUUCCCUAGUGUGUGGAAAUAGAUGGUGAAUGCAUGGUGUGAGUCUCUCGGUAUACCUCCCUCACUAGUCCCUGUCACAUGUUCAUAUUAAUACCUGGUGCUGAUCGUGCUGUUGAUAGUAAGUGGACUUGUAAUGGGAGAGGCCCGAGGGGGCGUGGUAUAUUGCCAAUAUACCACGGUUAAGGGCUGUUCUUAGGCACGACGCAAAGCAGAGGUAUAUUAGCCAUGGUAUAUUUAUUGACCAUAUACCACAAACCCCCGAUGUUCCUUACUGCUAUUAUAAACUGGUUACCAACGUAAUUAGAGCAGUAAAAAUACUUGUUUUGUUAUACCAGUGGUAUACGGUCUAAUAUACCAUGGCUGUCUGCCAAUCAGUAUUCAGGGCUCAAAUCGGCCAGUUUAUAAUUGUUGUUUUGUUAUUCUUCAGCGUAUGGCCAGAAACAACAUGUGGAGUCUCAGCUGGGUUUAUUGUUCAGUUAGAAUAGAAAUGUCAGUGUAUUGUUCUAUGAGAUGUGGCCUAAUGAAAACAAACAGCACAAGUCUCUGGUCCUCUGUACUGAUCACCACGUAUUUCAUGCUACAGUGUACAUUUUGAUCUAAUUAGGAUCAAAUUGCGUUUUUUUUUGUUGCACCGAACAAAUGGUCUGGAGAGAGACUCUGAGCCAACGCAGAUGUCUACACAACACCGAGGUUAUGAAAGAGUGUGUGUGUGUGCGUAUGCGUGCGUGU